CGACUCUGAAGAAGCACGACAACAGCAGAACACAGAGCAUUUAUUUUCUACAUACCAUAAUGGCUCCAGCUAUAAACUGGGACGAUGCUAAAAUCAAGUUCAUUGUCCAGCAAUACCAGUCUGCUUUGCCUGAUAUCAGAAACUACAAUAAAAAAGUCGAGCGAUGGCAAGAGAUUCUCACCAACUUCAAUCAAAGGUUUAAUGUCGAUGUUCAUCAGAUUAGGACUAUCCAGUCUCAGUUUAAAAAGGCCUACAAAAACCACAUUGCCAAAAGGGAAUACACAAAGAAUAACGAUCAGGAUCCCAUCACCAUCUAUGCCAAUAACGAGAACAUGAAAAACCCCUCUCUUUCAUCUGACGAAAUCACCUCAAUUUUAGAUAGUAUAAUUGAGCAAGAAAACCUAUAUGAUGGUGUUCAUAAGAAUAUAAAUGGCAAACAAAAGAGAAAAAGAAGUUUCUAUGCUUCCUCCAUCUCAAAUGACAUUAAUACCACUGAUGAUAAUUCUAUUAAAAGAGAAAAACUAAAUUCGAUCUCUCUUCAAAAUUAUAAUCUUGAUAACAAUAUCAACAAUAAUAGUAAUAUUAACAACAAUAUUAAUAAUAAUACCAAUGAUGGCCAAAUCCAUAACCAGAUUUAUAACCCCAAUCCCCCUCAAUUGAUGAUCUCGUCUAAUCACAAUCCCCAGCUACCUCAUUCAAUUGAUUCCUCAAAUGACGAUUUAAAUGCUUUUCAUAACCAAGAUCAUAAUCACAACCAGGACCCUAUCUCCCAAAACAGUAAUAUCCCUUACUACAAUAAACAAAAUAGUUAUAACUUGCUUGAUAGAAUAUCUGAUCUUGAAAAAGCAACGAAACAAAACUCCUUAUCGAUAUCUUCAAUCAAUGAAAAAUUAAAUUUAUUAGAUAAAAAACUCGACAUUUUACUUAACUAUAUAGCAAAUUGAGCAAUUCACUAGUUGGCUAAUUAGCCAACUAUUCAAUUACUCAAGUUCAUUUGAUCAGCAUCACUUUUUUAAUUAUUUAAUUAUUUGAUUAUUUAAUUUUUGUAAUCUAUUUUUUAUUUUGGUUUUUUUAUUUUAUUCAUUUCACUUGACUUUACUUUACUUUGUUUUGUUUUAUUUUGUUUUAUUUUUUUUUUUA
Molecule: messenger RNA, 1140 nt
Organism: Ascoidea rubescens DSM 1968
Lineage: Eukaryota; Fungi; Ascomycota; Saccharomycetes; Ascoideales; Ascoideaceae
Exons: 1
Coding region: 60-944 (294 amino acids)
Source: RefSeq, a predicted model, not a curated record